AUGAGCUUUCAGAGCUCAGGUAUCAAAGAAAAUAUCCAACUGUCACAAACCACUCUUGAUACGGUGAAAGAUCUGGCCGAUUUGCUGCACGUCGAUUUAACACCUGAUCAGUUGCUAGUUUGUGUUGAGAUUAUUCGUCGUGGUGGUUCACCUGUCGGCUUACAUCAGGCAAUCAAACGAUUUUCCAAUCAGGUUUCUUGCAAAAAUCACAGGAUCGGCCGCUCAACAACAUCAAAAUUAGCCAUGUCAAACGAUCGCAGUGCACCGUUUCGCCAUCGUCGUAUAUCACCAAUCCCGUUCCUGAUGGAUUCGUCUCCGAAUGAAUCUGGUCCAACAUCUCCGCUAGAGCACGAGCCAACAUUCGAUCCAAGGCAUUCAUUACGCGCGGAAUGGGAUGCCGAAAGUGAAGUGAUGAAUGAUAUUAUUGUUCCGCCAGAAAUGGAUCGUUUCAUCAACAUCAGCAUUGAACAUUCAAACUCAAGACCCUGGACAACGGGUGAGAGUUCAGUGGAUAGUGACGAAUGGCUUCAACGGGAAGCUCGAAAUCCAGCCACAUCAAUUGGUGAUCUUCAAACCACUACUACUGAACAAGUUUCUUCGACAAGUCGUUCAGUUGGGACGGGAGGAGGUGAAUCGAGUACGGUUAGCGAUACGGGUGCAACUGGAGGGUCACCUUCAAGUGAAGCGUUGUUACCGGGCAAUGUGGACGAUGGUGCUACAACGAUGCCACCGAUGUUGUCGGUGAACGACGAGAACGGAGACGAUGAAACUCGGAUUGAGGAGGGUGCGGAUAUAGUGAUAGGAGGAGGUGAUGCACAGCCGGAUAAUAAUCCAAGUCAUAGCACUAGCUUAUCGUCGAUACAGACGAACGAUUUCGAUGAGGAGGACGCAGAUGUGGAUACGGUUGUUGGAGAGGAGGUCAUGCAUACACCAACAAACCUGAUGGCGAUCAGUAACGAUCACCAUGAGAAUGACAGACCUCCAGACUCACCUCCAUACUUGAGUCCAACGUUCUUUUCGUUGGUGUAUGAUAAUGAUGUUGAUAACAAUCACAUACGGCCAUCACCAACCCCAUUGCGUAGGGUUCGGCUUGGUUUAGAGAAUAUCACUGAACGGGAGAACAGUUCGAUAGAUACCACUUCAGUAACGCCACGAUCAAGAGAGCGCCUGCGUGCCACACACCGCAAUCCAUCAUCAUUCUCUGGCAACGAUCAACCCCCUCCGCUAAAAUUACCAUCAAAUACCCGUCUCAAACUCACAAUCAAGAAAUGGAAUGUUGCGGCAAGUUGGAAAUGGACAGCAGGAGAUGAGACUUGUGGUAUUUGCAGAAUGCCUUUCGAGGCAUGCUGUAUCGAGUGUAAAACGCCGGGCGAUGAAUGUCCAUUGGCGAUUGGAAAUUGUAAGCAUGCGUUUCAUAUGCACUGCAUUGUGAAAUGGACCGAAACGCAGAAUACACCCCGUCCACAGUGUCCACUGUGUCGACAGGAAUGGAAGUUCGCUGCUGGAUAG
Messenger RNA from Anisakis simplex (herring worm), 1509 nucleotides. The record is from the annotation of a GenBank genome assembly. NCBI's taxonomy places the organism in Eukaryota, Metazoa, Nematoda, Chromadorea, Rhabditida, Anisakidae.